Messenger RNA from Bradysia coprophila, 1532 nucleotides. RefSeq names its product 26S proteasome regulatory subunit Rpt2 (gene Rpt2). Lineage: Eukaryota; Metazoa; Arthropoda; Insecta; Diptera; Sciaridae. Gene Ontology annotation, molecular function: ATP binding; ATP hydrolysis activity. The record is from RefSeq and is a predicted model, not a curated record.
AAACAUUGUGCAAAGUUUUUUGACACCAGAACAACAACUGUAUGCAACUUCAAUGUGGAUAGUGAGUGACUUGCCGUUCGUGGAUCGUGAAAACACAAAAGUUUGUCAGAAGAAGAAUUAGUGAGAUUUAGCUCAGAAUACAAUGGGUCAAAAUCAAUCUGGUGCGGGUAGUGGAGACAAGAAGGAUGACAAGGAUAAGAAAAAGAAAUAUGAACCUCCAAUUCCGACUCGUGUCGGCAAAAAGAAGCGGAAGGCUAAGGGGCCAGAUGCUGCGAUGAAGCUCCCACUAGUAACGCCUCAUACUCGUUGCCGUUUGAAGCUGCUGAAAUUGGAACGCAUAAAGGAUUACUUGUUGAUGGAAGAGGAGUUCAUUCGCAACCAGGAACGUCUGAAGCCACAGGACGAGAAAAAUGAAGAGGAACGAUCCAAAGUCGAUGAUUUGCGUGGUACACCGAUGUCAGUCGGCAAUUUAGAAGAAAUCAUCGACGACAAUCAUGCAAUUGUCUCGACAUCCGUUGGCAGUGAACAUUACGUCAGCAUUUUGUCCUUUGUGGACAAAGAUCAAUUGGAGCCCGGCUGCUCAGUACUUUUGAAUCACAAAGUUCAUGCCGUUGUCGGUGUACUCAGCGACGAUACCGAUCCAAUGGUCACAGUAAUGAAAUUGGAAAAAGCUCCACAGGAAACGUAUGCAGAUAUCGGCGGUUUGGAUACACAAAUUCAGGAGAUCAAAGAAUCGGUGGAGCUUCCCUUAACACAUCCCGAGUACUACGAAGAAAUGGGCAUCAAACCGCCGAAGGGAGUCAUUUUGUAUGGCCAACCGGGAACCGGCAAAACGCUGCUAGCCAAAGCUGUGGCCAAUCAAACAUCCGCAACAUUUCUGCGCGUAGUCGGAUCGGAAUUGAUUCAGAAGUAUCUUGGCGAUGGUCCGAAAUUGGUGCGUGAACUGUUCCGAGUGGCCGAAGAGCAUGCUCCCUCCAUCGUAUUCAUUGAUGAAAUCGAUGCCGUUGGUACGAAACGAUAUGACUCGAAUUCGGGCGGUGAACGUGAAAUCCAGCGUACGAUGUUGGAAUUGUUGAAUCAAUUGGAUGGCUUUGAUUCGCGUGGUGACGUUAAGGUUAUCAUGGCCACGAAUCGUAUCGAAACGUUAGAUCCAGCAUUGAUUCGACCGGGUCGUAUCGAUCGAAAAAUUGAAUUUCCCCUGCCCGACGAGAAGACGAAACGGCGCAUUUUCACCAUUCACACGUCGCGGAUGACACUGGCUGAGGAUGUGAAUUUGAACGAACUGAUUAUGGCUAAAGAUGAUUUGUCCGGUGCGGAUAUUAAAGCAAUUUGCACCGAGGCAGGGCUGAUGGCAUUGCGUGAACGUCGAAUGAAAGUCACGAAUGAAGAUUUUAAGAAGUCAAAGGAAAGUGUCCUUUAUCGCAAGAAGGAAGGCACACCGGAAGGAUUGUAUCUUUAAGGUGGAUUUGAUGUUUCGUUCGUUGGAUGAUUUUUUUUGCUAAUAAAACUCUGGAGUAAUUUUUGCGACUAAA